AGUAAGACAAUGCGCCUCAAGAACGCCUGGCGGGAAUAUAUUACUUCGUGACAGUCACUGAUAAUUGAUCAGGCGUCGUGUUAAGGACAAUCUUGGAAUACCUGACGGCGACCACGUCCCCGCUGCUCAAUUACUACUCGUUCGACAACACUGGAUUCCUCUCACCUUUUGACCAUAAUGAUUCCACUUCUUGCUUCUGUUCUUCUUGUCUACCUUGCUACAGUUCGCUACCUUAGGUACCGGCGUCUGCAUGCUGUGCAAGCCAGGAUCCGUGCCAGCGCUAAGGAACCUAGUCCUUCUGAAGCUCAGUCUGCUUUGCAGGGAGCAUUGUUGUAUGACAUGCCCUUCUUUACGCGCCUCGGGGCUCAAGUUGCACUCCUCAAGACAUAUGGGAUCCCUUCCAUCUCCGCUCUGCUUUUGAAAACUGGGGAGUUUUCCACAGAAGGAAAACUCACGAAGAGGGUUACUGAUACUGCUUUGCUCAUCUCCACUUUCAUCUCUUGUCCCUUGGAGCAUUCGCCAACGACAACGAAAUCUACGCCAUGUCUCGGGCCGAGAGGCAAUAUUGCGCUUGCCCGAGUGAAUUGGCUGCAUAGACGCUACAACAUCUCAAAUGACGAUAUGUUGUAUACACUGGCUCUCUUUAUUUUGGAGCCCAUGCGUCUAGUAGCACGCUUCGAUUGGCGUCCGUACAGCCCGGAGGAAGCAAACUGUAACUUCCUCAUGUGGAAGGAUAUCGGUCGGCGCAUGGACAUCAAAGGGAUCCCUGAGACUCUCGGUGAAUUAGAGGAAUGGAGCAGACAAUAUGAAAGCACCCAUAUGGUCCCGUCAGAGAGUAGUCAUCAGCUCGCCAACAUGGCACUGGAAUACAUGAGCACCCGAGUGCCAAAUAUACCUGGUGCAAGAUCGUUGGUCAAAGACGUGUUUCUAUGCCUUUUGGAUGAUCAGCUUCGAAAUGCCAUGAUGCUCCCUUCACCGUCUAAAUAUGCACAGACCUUCGUCAAGACAGUUCUGGCGGUUCGAGCCUUUAUCGUCAGAAACUUCAUGCUUCCUCGAUUCAAACCUCAGGGAUACAUCGUUGUCGAGAAUCCUCCAUAUAGCAUAGACUCUGAUGGUCUCAUGCGUCUUCAUGCGAUUGUCCGAAGGCACUAUCCAUGGUAUUAUCCUAUCCCAACGGGUUGGCGUCAUGCUUUUGAUCGGCUGCUUGGCCUUACCAAAGGCGAUCUUUAUCCCGGAGCCAUGUUCCAGUCGGGGGGUUAUCGCUUGGAGGAACUGGGGCCCAUUCGGUUUGAGCAACAUGGACACAAAGAAGUGAUGAAGGAAGCCGAAAAACUGUAUGGAGCACCGGUCGAGAAACCUUGGGCCCGUUGAUUCUCGCAUUCUUUCAGGGCCUCCUAGAACUGUUAAAACUCUUUACGGAAAGGCUUUGGCUCUUCAUCACUGCUACCUCUUCUCUGUGUACCACAAGAAAUGUUCUUGACCUUAUCUCUUUUCUAUGCUUUCGUGCUUCUUAUUAUCCUGUAUCCCAACCGUUCAGUCAGGGUGUCAGCUCGAAAUGAUAUCCCUGGCCCAAGCGGUCUUC
Messenger RNA from Guyanagaster necrorhizus, 1582 nucleotides. RefSeq lists its product as uncharacterized. The record is from RefSeq and is a predicted model, not a curated record. The coding region runs from base 178 to 1371 and encodes 397 amino acids. Gene Ontology annotation, biological process: methylation. The transcript has 11 exons. NCBI's taxonomy places the organism in Eukaryota, Fungi, Basidiomycota, Agaricomycetes, Agaricales, Physalacriaceae. Gene Ontology annotation, molecular function: methyltransferase activity; nucleic acid binding; oxidoreductase activity.